AUGAUUUCUGGCUCUGACGGUGUCCAUCACAGGACGGACGAAAGCUCAACCCGUAUUCAUCGGGGGCGCAAGAUGGUGAUCCGAGGUCUACUUCGCACAAUUCAACAGAUAAAAGUCCAAGGCAAUCAUCCUGCGAUAUCCGGUGAGGCCAAUCUACGAAUUAGUUCGGCCCGCCUUCUCAAACGAAAUGAAAGGCACGCCAGUAUCAAGAUAAAACUGCCGUUUAUUAUGGUUUGCAACGCUCUUCUGGGAUGCAUCGCUCAAUCAAGUUCAUUGACAUAA
Protopolystoma xenopodis is the source of this 282-nucleotide messenger RNA. Lineage: Eukaryota; Metazoa; Platyhelminthes; Monogenea; Polystomatidea; Polystomatidae. The record is from the annotation of a GenBank genome assembly.